AUGUCAAGUGCCACGGCAAGGCGAUCGAGGCGACGCUCGUGGUCGCAGAUGGAAGAUGCCGAUGCCGCCAGAUUCGACCACCGAUCUUCCCCCGCCCAGUCAGAUGGGUACAAGAGAAUGCGACUCAGAGGCGGAAGAGGCGCCCCAAGCCAGCUAGAAGAAGACAACGAAGACGACAGUGAAGGGAGGACUGACGAGUUCCCUGACAGCGACCACGACGCCCCACUGCAACGUACCAACGGGCAUGUCGCGAACAACGGCACGCCGGCAUCUGGAUUCGCAACCGGCUCAAUCGUGCGCGUUAAGGUCGAGAACUUUGUCAUCUACGAAAAGGCAGAAUUUCUUCCCGGCCCAAACCUGAACAUGGUGAUUGGCCCCAAUGGCACAGGCAAGAGCUCCUUGGUGUGUGCCAUAUGCCUGGGCCUCGGCUACCCUGCCAGUGUUCUUGGCCGUGCUACCUCAUUUGGUGAGUUCGUGAAGCACGGAAAGGAAUACGCAACAGUGGAAGUGGAGCUGCAAAAGAGACCUGAGGAUCGUGCCAACUAUGUUGUCAAAUUGGUCAUCAAACGCGAGGACAAUACACGGAAGUUCUCUCUGAACGGGAGGGAGGCCACGAUCAAACAGAUCCAGCACGUCACGCGGCAGCUACGAAUACAAAUCGACAACCUUUGCCAAUUCCUACCCCAGGACAAGGUAGCCGAGUUUGCCGGACUGAAUUCAGUGGAGCUCUUGACGAGAACGCUUCAAGCAGCCGCGCCAGAAGUCAUCAUAGAGCAACAAAAUAGGCUGAAGCAGCUAUUCGAUGAGCAGAAAGCGGUGUCAAGGCAACUCGCCACCGACGCGGAGACCCUCCGCGGCUGGGAGACCCGGCAAACAAGGUCUUCAGGCCGACUCCUCGACUACGAUGAGAAGAGAAGACUUUUCUCAGAUUGCAGAGAGAACAAGCGAAAGGCGCAAGAAAGACAUCGCAGACUCGAGGAAAGGUGUGCACCGUCUCUUGAAGAUGUCAAUCUGAAGCAAGAGUACCGGAGAAAGGUCCAGGAUGCUUUCGAAGCCAGGAAGCGACGAGGCCAAGAGGUCGAGCAAGAUCUCAUGGAGAUUAUCUCGAGAAUUGAGAAGGUGGAUGAGGGCAUUCAGACUCUUGAGCACAAAAAAAUGGCAGAAAAGGAGUCAUUGGAUGCAAAGAAGAAACAGGUAGCAGGUGCUCGGUCUAAAAUCAACCAGCUUGAGGGCCAGUACAGGAGCAAUCAUUUCGACUUCAAUCCUGCCGAAUGGAACCAUAAAAUUCGUGAACAAAGAGCCCGCAUGGACACUGAAGUCAAGGAUGAGAAGCAAGAGCUCGACACUGCAAUGGCAGAGUUGAGGGAGCGCGGCAAGGUGAAGCAACAGGAAAAAAGGACGAUACAGCGGGAGCUCGAGAAUCUCAAUUCCCAGGAAGGCCAGAGACUCGUUCAGCUCCGAAGGGCAGAGCCUGAAGUUGCAUCGGCCUGGGAAUGGCUUCAAGAGAACGGCGACCAGUUCGAGAAGCAGGUGUUCGGCCCGCCAAUGCUAACCUGCUCCAUGAAAGACAAGAGGUAUUCGAACCAUGUGCAGUCCCUGCUGCAGAGGGAUGACUUUCUUUGCUUUACUGCCCAAACCAGGAAUGACCACAAGAAGCUCACUGAUCGGUUCUUCACGAACAUGAAACUGGCCGUCACAGUCCGAACGAUCACUGCGGAUCUGUCCUCUUUUCGGUCCCCCGUCCCUCAGGAGAGCCUCGCAGCUAUGGGCUUGGAUGGCUACGCUUUGGACUUCGUUGAGGGACCCGAUCCGGUGCUUGCGAUGCUGUGCUCAGAGAAGAAGCUCCACCUUACCGGGGUGGCCCUGAACGACAUCAGCGAGGAGCAAUACCAGAAAAUCAACGACGAUGAGGUGUUCAAUUCUUUCGCCACUGGCAACACAAUGUAUCGAAUCACACGUCGUCGGGAAUAUGGACCAGGUGCCACCUCCACAAUGUCCCGGGCUAUUCGACCCGGUACGUACUGGACGGACGGGCCUCUAGAUAUGGCGGCAAAAAACGAGCUCGAGCAGCGUCUGCAUCAGUGUGAAACAGAAUUCGAAGAAAUGAGGACAACAAACGAGGAGUUCAAGGCGAAGAACGCGGCUCUGAAAGACAAGGAAAAGGAGAUCCAAGAAGCAGUGAAACAAUUAGAGGAAGAGAAGAAUACCCUGCAGCGCGAGUUCAACCAGUGGAAGGCCCUUCCAGACAAAAUAGCUGUGUUGAAGUCAGGCUUGCAGAACUCCGUCAAGAACUUGAAGGAGACCAAGCAGAGGCUUUCGUCUUAUGACGGUGAAGUUGACAAGCUUGCAUUGGAGAAAGCCCGGCGUGUCCUGGAGCACAAAAAGCAACUCGAGCUGCUCCGUGAUGCAAACCAGGCCAUAAUUGAAGCUGCGUUGCGUGCUCUUGAGGCCAAAUCAGACGUUGCCGCAUUGAAAGAGCGAAACUCGGAAAUUGUGCAGAGGCUAGAGGAGGAAAAGCAGAGCCUGCUGAGGCUGGUACGCGAGGCCGAGAAGGCCAAAGCUGAGGCCAAGGAAGCUCAGAAUGUCAUUUUGGAACUCCUGUCAACUGGCUCAGACAACGCAAUCGACGAGGUGAGGAGAGACUUUCUCUCCGGGAUCAAGGAAGGCCACACGUUGGAAACCAUGGAUGUGGAAAUCCAAACUGAGAAGGCCAAACUGGAUCUGAUCCAUGCCGCAGAUCCUGGUGUCCUGCAGGAAUUCGAGAAGCGGGCGAGGGAUAUUGAGCGCGGUCAGCGGGACAAGGCUAAGCGGGAGCGGCAGCUCGACUCACUCAACCAACAGAUUCAAGAGCUGAAAGAUAUGUGGGAGCCUGCAGUUGAUGCUAUCAUCAACAGGAUCAACGAUGCUUUCAGUUACAACUUCGAACAGAUCAACUGCGCUGGAGAGGUCAGCGUCCACAAAGACGAGGAUUUCGACAAGUGGGCCAUCGAUAUCAGGGUCAAGUUCAGAGAGAACGAGACGCUCCAGAAGCUCGACCAACACCGCCAAUCUGGCGGUGAGCGCGCCGUGUCCACAAUCUUCUACCUCAUGUCGCUUCAGUCCAUGGCGCAGGCGCCCUUCCGCGUCGUCGACGAGAUCAACCAGGGCAUGGACCCGCGCAACGAGCGCAUGAUGCACGAGCGCAUGGUCGAGAUCGCGUGCAACGAGCAUGCGUCUCAGUACUUCCUCAUCACGCCCAAGCUGCUCCCUGGCCUGAGGUACGACGAGCGUAUGAAGGUCCUGUGCGUCGCCAGCGGCGAGCACAUGCCACAGGAGGGCGGCAAGCUCGACUUUGCGCGCUGCGUCAAGAUCAAGAGGAGGCUUUUGGCUGUUGCUAGCGCCUGA
Messenger RNA from Diaporthe citri, 3384 nucleotides. RefSeq lists its product as uncharacterized. The transcript is spliced from 6 exons. Lineage: Eukaryota; Fungi; Ascomycota; Sordariomycetes; Diaporthales; Diaporthaceae. Gene Ontology annotation, biological process: double-strand break repair via homologous recombination. Gene Ontology annotation, molecular function: ATP hydrolysis activity; ATP binding. Bases 1 to 3384 code for a protein of 1127 amino acids. Gene Ontology annotation, cellular component: Smc5-Smc6 complex. The record is from RefSeq and is a predicted model, not a curated record.